AUGAUCAAGAGAGCUCAAGAACAAGGAUUAUUAUCUGGUUUUCAAGUUAAACCUAAUGGUUUACAAAUUGGUCAUUUGCAAUUUGCAGAUGACACACUUAUCUUUCUAGAUGCUGACAUUGAGCAAGUUAAAAACUUGAGAAUUAUUCUGCUUUCUUUUGAGAUGCUUACAGGUUUGAAGAUUAAUUUUGCUAAGAGCCAGAUUUUUGGUGUUGGAUAUGAUGGUGAUUUGAAUGCUUUUUCUUCUCUUCUUGGUUGUUAUAAUGGAGUUCUACCAACAACUUACUUAGGACUGCCAUUGGGGGAUAAAUGUGGAGGUGUUGCAAAAUGGGAUAAAGUGGUAGACAAAUUCAUUGCUAGAUUUCCUGGUUGGAUAAAACCUCUUAUCUCCAGAGAAGAAAUUCCAAUUUCUGUCUUGAGAAAGCUUGAACAAAUUAUGAGAAAAUUUCUUUUGAGUGAUAAUAAAGGGAAAAAGAAAAUUCAUCAUGUUAAAUGGGAGGCUUUGUGUAAAAAGAAUAGGUUUGGAGGUUUGGGCAUUAAAAACUUGAAGCUGGUGAAUCAAUCUUUACUAUCUAAGUGGUCUUGGAGAUAUGCAACUGAAGAGGAUGUUCUUUGGAAGCAAAUUAUAGAUGAAAAAUAUGGUGUUGGUGAUCCUUUGUGGUGUCCUAAAAUUCCUAAAUGCACAUAUGGAAGAUCAUUCUGGAGGGCUAUCAUGAAUACUAACUCUUGUUUCUUAAAACAUGUUAGAUUCAAAGUAAAUGAUGGAGUUCAGUUGAGAUUUUGGCAUGACAAUUGGUUGUAUGAGAAACCCAUUAAAACUGUUUUUCCAGCUCUUUUCAGAUUAUCUAGAGCUAAAAAUUCUACAGUGGAUGUUGUUGGUAUUUAA
Molecule: messenger RNA, 885 nt
Organism: Papaver somniferum (opium poppy)
Lineage: Eukaryota; Viridiplantae; Streptophyta; Magnoliopsida; Ranunculales; Papaveraceae
Exons: 2
Coding region: 1-885 (294 amino acids)
Source: RefSeq, a predicted model, not a curated record